AUGCCCAUCCACAACAAAGUCCUUUCAAACACUCACCUCCGUAAGCACUGGCAAAUGCGUGUCAGAACUUGGUUCAACCAAGCUGGUCGUAAGGAGAGAAGAAGAAACACCAGAGCUGAGAAGGCUGCUGCUAUCUUCCCACGUCCACUCCGUUCUUUGAAGCCAAUCGUUCGUCCACCAACCCAAAAGUACAACAUCAAGACCCGUGAAGGUCGUGGUUUCACCUUGGAAGAACUCAAGGCUGCCAAAUUGAGCGUCCGUUAUGCCCGUUCAAUCGGUAUUGCUGUCGACCCACGUCGUACCAAUAUCUCUCAACAAUCACUCUCAUUGAAUGCUCAACGUUUGAAGGAGUAUCAAUCCAAGUUGGUCUUGUUCCCACGUAAGGCUACCGCUCCAAAGAAGGGAGAUGCCACCAAGGCUGAGAUUGACAACGCCGUUCAAAACUUGAACGUUUUGCCAUUCGCUUCCUCCAAGGUCUCUGUUUUCACCCCACGUAAGGUCACUGAGGAUGAGAAGAAAUUCCAAGCUUACACCACCCUCCGUGCUGCCUCUGCUAAGGUUAAGAACUCUGGUCUCAGAAAGCUCGCCAAGGAAAAGAAGGCUGCCGAAGCUAAAGACAAGUAA
Heterostelium album PN500 is the source of this 624-nucleotide messenger RNA. It is a transcript of the gene rpl13, whose product is annotated as 60S ribosomal protein L13. Gene Ontology annotation, biological process: translation. The record is from RefSeq and is a predicted model, not a curated record. Bases 1 to 624 code for a protein of 207 amino acids. The transcript is spliced from 2 exons. Gene Ontology annotation, cellular component: cytosolic large ribosomal subunit; ribosome. NCBI's taxonomy places the organism in Eukaryota, Evosea, Eumycetozoa, Acytosteliales, Acytosteliaceae. Gene Ontology annotation, molecular function: structural constituent of ribosome; RNA binding.